This is a messenger RNA of Priceomyces carsonii, 909 nucleotides long. It is a transcript of the gene PCL2, whose product is annotated as cyclin. The record is from RefSeq and is a predicted model, not a curated record. Lineage: Eukaryota; Fungi; Ascomycota; Pichiomycetes; Serinales; Debaryomycetaceae. Gene Ontology annotation, cellular component: cyclin-dependent protein kinase holoenzyme complex; nucleus. Gene Ontology annotation, molecular function: cyclin-dependent protein serine/threonine kinase regulator activity; protein kinase binding. The coding region runs from base 1 to 909 and encodes 302 amino acids. Gene Ontology annotation, biological process: regulation of cyclin-dependent protein serine/threonine kinase activity. The transcript has a single exon.
AUGUCUGACAUAGAUGCUUUAAAGGUUUUUGCUCGCCAAAGAGUGAGUCAAGAAAUGGUGGACUUCCUAGCAGCGACUACGGAAUCCAUAAUUCAAGUAAAGCAGAAGAAGCCAGAAUUUAGACCAUUGGAAGGCACAUCUUCAGAGUUCUUCCCUGUGGAAAAAAAGAUCACAUCUUUGAAAAUAUUCAUUAAAAACUUAAUCAAAUACUCUAAUGUCCAAACCCCAACCUUGAUGGCUAGCUUGAUUUAUCUCAACAGGUUGAGAAACCUACUUCCUGCAAAUGCUGUGGGAAUGGAAACCACCAAGCAUCGUAUCUUCUUGGCGUCAUUAAUUUUGGCCGCCAAGACGUUGAAUGAUUCAUCUCCUUUAAACAAGCAUUGGACGAGAUACACCGACGGAUUGUUAACAAAUCAAGAGGUCAAUAUGGCCGAGCGUGAAUUGAUUGCCUUGUUGAAAUGGGACAUUUCAAUACGGGAAGAUGAACUAGUUGUUGCGUUGCAACCGUUCCUCACAUCUAUCAGAUCGACCUUGGCCAAAAGAAUCGAAGAUGACAGUGUCAAAAAGACAAGCUACUAUAAGCUUUCAAGCCAUAGCAAUAGAUCACUUUUAUCAGUAUCGGCUACUUCGAGAUCAUCGUCAUCAUCAUCAAUCUCAUCCGUCAAUUCAACGUCCCAUUUGCAUGGUUCGGAUUCUGCAUACUCGCUUCGUUACCAAGAGAAGUCUACAUCGAGUUUGCAUAGUCUUUGCAGCGACCACGAACCAAGAGAGCCUUUGAUGGCAAAGUCUUCAACAUAUUUGAAUAUUGCUCGUCCUGACCGUCAAACUACAAAAUUAUUUAACGUAAGGGCAGAUCUGACUGCUGAAAACAAUAUUAAUACAAGACAUUCUGGUAGGAUUUUGGCUUAG